Messenger RNA from Funneliformis geosporum, 375 nucleotides. Lineage: Eukaryota; Fungi; Glomeromycota; Glomeromycetes; Glomerales; Glomeraceae. The record is from the annotation of a GenBank genome assembly.
GAAGAAAAAGAUGCAUUGCUUAAACGAACUCAGGAAAUCAUGGAAAAUAAUGAUGCUUAUGAGGUACAACAGCGAAUCAAGAUACAACAGGCAAAGCGAAAACAGAAAAAUGUAUCUGAGAAAUUCAAGAUUGGAAACAAAGUCCUGUUGCACCAAACACAUUUAGAAAAUAACUUUUCAGCAAAAUUAGACGCAAAAUGGAUAGGACCGUACUUUAUCCAUGAAGUUUAUGAGAAAAGUAACUAUAAGCUGCGAACUCUUGAAGGAAAGUUAUUGAAGAAUUCAGUACAUGGGAAUAGGCUUAAGAUGUAUUACGAGGAAACGCUUGAACCAUGGGUCGUCAUUGAAGAGUUUCUUCCGGAGGAAGAAAAUUAA